Messenger RNA from Lolium perenne, 1944 nucleotides. Its product is annotated as glutathione reductase, cytosolic. Gene Ontology annotation, molecular function: flavin adenine dinucleotide binding; glutathione-disulfide reductase (NADPH) activity; NADP binding. Gene Ontology annotation, cellular component: cytosol; mitochondrion. The record is from RefSeq and is a predicted model, not a curated record. Lineage: Eukaryota; Viridiplantae; Streptophyta; Magnoliopsida; Poales; Poaceae. Gene Ontology annotation, biological process: cellular response to oxidative stress; cell redox homeostasis; glutathione metabolic process.
CCGUGACGAGAAGCGGAACCAGCACCACGUCUGACGGGGAACCAGGCCGCGCGCGGAUUUCCGAUCCGAUUCUUCUUCCCCACAUAGAAAUAGAUCCGUCCAUUCGUCCGUCCCUGAUCAAACCUUAGCCGCCUCCCCACCCGCUCUGCUCCGAAGCCAAGGGUUCCGGGAGCGCCGCCGACGGUCCAUCCCAUGGCGAGGAAGAUGCUCAAGGACGGCGAGGUGGCCGUCGCGGACGGCGCCGACGAGGGGAGCUACGACUACGAUCUGUUCGUCAUCGGCGCGGGCAGCGGUGGCGUCCGCGGCUCCCGCACCUCCGCGGGGUUCGGAGCCAAGGUUGCGAUCUGCGAGCUCCCGUUCCACCCCAUCAGCUCGGAGUGGCUCGGAGGCCACGGCGGCACGUGCGUGAUACGUGGCUGCGUCCCCAAGAAGAUCCUCGUCUAUGGGGCAUCGUUCCGGGGCGAAUUUGAGGAUUCGAAGCAGUUCGGGUGGGAGAUCAACGGGGACAUCAACUACAACUGGAAAAAGCUGCUGGAAAACAAGACUCAAGAAAUUGUGAGGCUGAAUGGUGUAUACAAGAGGAUCCUUGGGAAUUCUGGUGUGACCAUGAUCGAAGGGGCAGGGAGUAUAGUUGAUGCUCAUACCGUUGAGGUUACCCAGCCGGAUGGUUCGAAGCAGAGGCACACCACCAAGCACAUACUGAUUGCUACUGGCAGUCGGGCAACCCGGGUCAACAUCCCUGGAAAGGAGCUUGCUAUUACCUCAGAUGAGGCUUUGAGUUUGGAGGAGCUACCAAAACGUGCUGUGAUUCUUGGUGGCGGAUAUAUUGCUGUUGAAUUUGCUUCUAUCUGGAGAGGGUUGGGUGCUGAAGUAGACUUGUUCUAUAGAAAAGAACUUCCUCUAAGAGGUUUCGAUGAUGAGAUGAGAACAAUUGUUGCAAGUAACCUUGAGGGAAGGGGAAUCAGAUUGCAUCCAGGGACAAAUUUAACUGAGUUGAGUAAAACGGCGGAUGGCAUUAAAGUUGUGACGGAUAAAGGAGAUGAGCUCAUUGCAGAUGUUGUUCUGUUUGCGACAGGUCGCGCCCCGAACUCCAAUAGGCUGAACUUGGAAGCUGUUGGUGUUGAGGUUGAUCAAGUAGGAUCCAUCAAGGUUGAUGAGUACUCCCGUACAUCAGUUCCCAAUAUAUGGGCUGUGGGUGAUGUAACAAAUCGGAUUAACCUUACACCUGUUGCUCUCAUGGAGGCUACUUGCUUUUCUAAAACUGUGUUUGGUGGCCAGCCUAUUAAGCCUGAUUACAAAGAUGUACCUUGUGCUGUUUUCUGCAUUCCGCCACUAUCCGUCGUGGGUCUCAGUGAACAAGAGGCUUUGGCGGAAGCCAAGAAUGAUAUUCUUGUUUACACAUCUAGUUUCAAUCCAAUGAAGAACAGCAUAUCCAAACGGCAGGAGAAGUCUGUCAUGAAACUGGUGGUUGAUGCUGAGACUGAUAAGGUACUUGGUGCAGCCAUGUCUGGACCAGAUGCAGCUGAAAUUAUGCAGGGCAUUGCUGUCGCACUCAAGGCUGGAGCUACCAAAGCCACCUUUGACAGUACCGUCGGAAUCCACCCUUCUGCCGCGGAAGAGUUUGUGACGAUGCGGACCUUGACCAGGCGUGUGAGCCCAGCAUCUAAGCCCAAGACAAACUUGUAAACAAGAUACGCAAUGCUUUGGACCAAAAAAAAAAUCUGUUUGGAACCGAUGUGGCAAAGGGAACUCUAGAUACAGACUUCAGUUUCAGUUCGGUAGCCCUGGCUUGGCAUUUGAAGGGUAAAAAGGGUAAUACUGUAUAUUUGAUAGAAAUAAGGUUUCUGUGGAACAGUCUGUACGGAAAUCGUGGGAUUGUCAUGAUUUUCGAUCCAAAUAAGUUCUUCAAACAUUUUCUCAAUUUUCCAUGUCAGCCUUUGAAUA